UUAAGCAAAAAACAAAAGAAAAGAAAAAAAAAAAAAAACAAGUGAUUCUAAAUUUCUAAUUAAUAAUUAACCCUAAAUCUCUAUUAAGGUCACUCUGUCCACAGACAUUGAAUCCACCUUUUUUUUUCUUUUAAUUGUUUUUAAUAAUCGCUACCUUUUCACCUCAUAUUGAUAACUCUUCCAUAUCCAAAAUCACAAUCUAAGGUUAAUUAUACGCGCACAUUUUUCUGUUCUCGAUUCAAAGUUGCAUCCUUUGUCCAGGCUAUCUAUCAGUCAUAAUUUAAAAUGGCUUCUUCCACGCUAAUCUCUGACACUGAGCAAUGGAAGGAGUUGAAGGCCCAUGUCGCAGACAUAAAAAAGACUCAUUUGCGAGAUUUAUUGCGUGAUGAUGCUAGAUCCCAGUCCAUGACUGUGGAGUUUGAUGGGAUUCUAUUGGACUACUCAAGACAGCAGGCUACCCUUGAAACAGUGGGAAAACUCUUCAAAUUGGCUGAGGCUGCAUCCCUGAAACAGAAGAUAGGCCGAAUGUACAAUGGGGAGCAUAUAAAUAGCACUGAGAAUAGGUCAGUGCUUCAUGUUGCUCUUCGUGCUUCAAGGGAUGCUGUUAUACAGAGUGAUGGAAAGAAUGUUGUCCCUGAUGUUUGGAAAGUGCUGGACAAAAUAAAGGAGUUUUCCGAGCGGGUUCGCAGUGGAUCUUGGGUUGGAGCUACAGGAAAGCAACUGAAGGAUGUUGUUGCCAUCGGUAUUGGUGGUAGCUUCUUAGGCCCACUUUUUGUGCACACUGCUCUACAAACAGAUCCUGAAGCAAGUGAAUCUUCAAGAGGACGUCAGCUGCGCUUUCUUGCAAACGUUGAUCCAAUUGAUGUUGCCAGAAAUAUCACGGGAUUAAAUCCUGAAACAACCCUAGUUGUGGUUGUUUCAAAGACAUUUACAACUGCCGAAACAAUGUUGAAUGCUCGAACACUCAGGGAAUGGAUUUCAUCUGCUCUCGGGCCCUCAGCAGUUGCAAAACAUAUGGUUGCUGUCAGUACUAAUCUUACGCUUGUGGAAAAGUUUGGCAUUGACCCUAAUAAUGCUUUUGCAUUUUGGGAUUGGGUUGGUGGCCGAUAUAGUGUUUGCAGUGCUGUUGGAGUAUUGCCUUUAUCAAUACAAUAUGGUUUCCCAGUAAUUGAGAAGUUUCUAAAGGGAGCUUCCAGUAUUGAUCAACAUGUGCAUUCAGAACCAUUUGAAAAAAAUAUACCUGUGCUUCUCGGGUUGUUGAGCGUAUGGAAUGUCUCAUUCCUUGGAUAUCCUGCCAGAGCUAUCUUACCUUAUUCUCAAGCCUUGGAGAAGCUUGCCCCACACAUUCAACAGGUCAGCAUGGAAAGUAAUGGAAAGGGAGUUUCUAUUGAUGGGGUACCUCUACCAUUUGAGGCUGGUGAGAUUGAUUUUGGUGAACCAGGAACAAACGGGCAACACAGUUUUUAUCAACUUAUACACCAGGGCCGUGUUAUUCCUUGUGAUUUUAUUGGAGUUGUGAAAAGUCAGCAACCUGUUUACCUGAAAGGUGAGGUAGUGAGCAAUCAUGAUGAGCUAAUGUCAAAUUUCUUUGCACAACCAGAUGCCCUUGCCUAUGGGAAGACACCAGAACAGUUGCAAAAAGAGAAUGUUCCACCACAUCUUGUGGCACACAAGACCUUCACUGGCAAUCGGCCGUCUGUCAGUCUUCUGCUUCCAUCAUUGAAUGCUUAUAAUAUUGGACAGUUGUUAGCAAUCUAUGAACAUAGAGUUGCUGUUCAAGGUUUCAUAUGGAACAUCAAUUCUUUUGAUCAAUGGGGAGUGGAACUGGGGAAGUCAUUAGCUACUCAAGUGAGAAAGCAACUUAAUGCGUCGCGUACAAAGAAGGAACCAAUUCAAGGCUUUAAUUUCAGUACUACAACUAUGUUAACAAGAUAUCUUCAGGCAAGUGCAGAUAUCCCAGCUGAUCCACCAACUCAUUUACCUCAGAUUUAACUUCGUUUAUGCGGUAACUUAACAUUUGGUGUGGCAUUUAUCAGAGCCAUUUUGCAAAUUUCACUCAUAAGGCUGUUAUACUGCUUCAAACUUUGGGCAACUUGAAUGUUUUUCUCUAUGAAUGUGAGGUGCUGGAUUUUCUGGUCAAAUCAAAGAAUCCUAAUAAUAACGUUAUAUACAGUGAAUGGUUUGUGUUUCCAUUUUCGAAUACAGUGGUCAAAUAGAGGGCAGAAUUGGUCUGUGAACUUGUUACCAAAGGGCUUUCUACUGACAGAUUGAAGAUGCAUUUUAACCUUUCAGCUUUCAAUACUUUUUUUGGAUGGAUUGAGCUUCUUUCUUGCUAAAAAAAGAAAAGAAAAAGAGAAACAAAGGCUAUCUUUUUUCC
Messenger RNA from Arachis ipaensis, 2377 nucleotides. Its product is annotated as Sugar isomerase (SIS) family protein. The record is from RefSeq and is a predicted model, not a curated record. Lineage: Eukaryota; Viridiplantae; Streptophyta; Magnoliopsida; Fabales; Fabaceae. Gene Ontology annotation, biological process: gluconeogenesis; glucose 6-phosphate metabolic process; glycolytic process. Gene Ontology annotation, cellular component: cytosol. Gene Ontology annotation, molecular function: glucose-6-phosphate isomerase activity; monosaccharide binding; carbohydrate derivative binding.